Molecule: messenger RNA, 788 nt
Organism: Rubroshorea leprosula
Lineage: Eukaryota; Viridiplantae; Streptophyta; Magnoliopsida; Malvales; Dipterocarpaceae
Source: the annotation of a GenBank genome assembly
CACAUCCCUGUUUCUCUCUCAAUAAGUCUCGAGGGAGCCCUAGAUUUUCUCGGUGUUUCUCGCUCUUUCCUUCAAUUUCUCAUCGAUUAUUUUCUCGGGAAAAUGGCAAAUGCGGCAUCGGGAAUAGCUGUGCAUGAUGAUUGCAAGCUUAAGUUUUUAGAACUGAAGGCUAAGAGGACUUACCGCUUCAUUGUGUUCAAAAUUGAGGAGAAGCAGGUGAUUGUGGAAAAGCUUGGUGAACCAGCUAAUAGUUAUGAGGAUUUCACUGCCAGUCUUCCUGCUGAUGAGUGUCGAUAUGCCGUCUAUGACUAUGAUUUUGUGACAGAAGAGAACUGCCAGAAGAGCAGGAUUGUUUUCAUUGCCUGGUCGCCUGAUACAUCAAAAGUGAGAAGCAAAAUGAUUUAUGCCAGCUCCAAGGACAGGUUUAAAAGGGAAUUGGACGGUAUCCAGAUAGAGUUGCAAGCCACUGAUCCUACUGAGAUGGGGCUUGACGUCAUUAAGAGUCGCUCUGGCUCCGUUUGAGCAUAGAUUGCCUAGUGGGCAAUGGGAACUCCUUACGGUCUGUUUCAUCUAAUGUAGUGUCUAUAGCAAUUUGCAACUUGGAACUUAUCUCCUUAUGGGUUGUUGUUUUGAAUUAUACAUUUCAGUCUUGCCUUGAUUUGUUAUAUCUGUGGAUUCACGGGGUGAAUAUUAUCCCCCGGUGUGAUAUUUACAGACUAAUAUAUGAUGGUUUGUGCGGGUCACCAAUCUCAUUUUGGUUUGUUUGUGUGCGUUUGCCUUUGUGUUUU